Messenger RNA from Linum tenue, 1779 nucleotides. The record is from the annotation of a GenBank genome assembly. Lineage: Eukaryota; Viridiplantae; Streptophyta; Magnoliopsida; Malpighiales; Linaceae.
AUGCUGUCCUGUCAGAGACUUCUUCAGGAGAGGAUUAUCUCACUCUUGCAGUCAUGCAAGACCAUCAAGCAUCUCCGGCAGGUCCAGUCUCAGGUAACGGCCAAUGGGUUUAGCCGGAGCGAACAUAUUGUCCAGAAAGUUAUCGUGGCGUGCGGGUUGCUGAAGGAAACGGAGUGUGCCCGUAAGUUGUUCGAUGAAAUUCCUGUACCAAGCGUCUCUUGCUGGAAUACAAUGUUCAAAUGCCAUUACCUCAAUGCUGAGCACCGGGAGGUUAUUAUUUUGUUCUGUCUGAUGAGGAGUUUUGAUAUAGUGCCAAACGGUUACAGUUUUCCUGUUGUCCUGAAAUCUUGUAUAAAGAUCAACGCUUUGAGAGAAGGUAAAGAGUUGCAUUGCCUUGUGACAAAGAGUGGAUUUGCUUCGAACUCAUUUGUUGGCACUACUUUGGUUGAGCUGUACUCGAAUCGGAAUCUAAUUGAAGCAGCUUACAAGAUUUUCUGUGAGAUGCCGGAAAGGAAUGUGGUUGCUUGGACUGUGAUGAUCAAUGGCUACAUUUCCUGCCAUGACAUCAUUGCUGCAAGGAGGCUCUUUGACCUGGCUCCGGAGCAUGAUGUUGUGAUGUCGAAUACAAUGAUCUUGGGUUACUUCGAAGUAGGAGACAUGAUAAGAGCACGGGAACUUUUCGAUAAGAUGAGUAGAAAGGAUCUCAUGUCCUGGAAUACCGUACUCAAUGGGUAUGCAAACAAUGGCGAUGUUGAGGCUUGUGAGGCAUUGUUCGAGAAAAUGCCGGAGAAAAAUAUUUUUUCAUGGAAUGGACUAAUUGGUGGUUAUGCACAUAAUGGGCGUUUCCCUCAAGUGUUGACGACAUUCAAUAGAAUGCUUGCAGAGAACAAAGUCAAACCGAACGAAGCGACAUUGGUGAUGGUGUUAUCUGCGUGUGCACGAUUAGGUGCUCUAGUUCUAGGCAAGUGGGUGCAUAUUCAAGCCAAGGCUAAUGGAUAUAGUGGAAAUUGUCGUGUUGGGAAUGCUCUUAUUGACAUGUACGCCAAAUCUGGAGCCAUGGAAAGUGCAAUUGAUGUAUUCAGAAGCAUGAAAAGGAAGGAUUUGAUUAGCUGGAACACCAUGAUUUGUGGUUUAGCAACGCAUGGUCAUGGAGCUGAUGCCUUGAAUAUGUUUAGUGAAAUGAAAAAUGCUGGAGAAAAACCAGAUUCAAUCACCUUUAUAGGAAUCCUGUCUGGCUGUGCACAUAUGGGUUUCGUAGAGGAUGGAUUCUCAUAUCUCAAAUCAAUGAUUGAUGAUUACUCAAUAGAACCUCAAAUUGAGCAUUACGGGUGCAUUGUAGAUUUGCUAGCAAGAGCCGGUCUUCUAGCUCAGGCUGUGGAUUUCAUUGUCAAGAUGCCUAAAGAAGCCGAUGCUGUCAUGUGGGCUACUCUGCUUGCGUCUUGUAGGGUAUACAAAAAUGUUGAAUUUGCUGAAUUGGCCCUUGAAAAGCUUGUUGAAUUUGACCCCAAGAACCCAACAAACUACGUGAUGCUAUCAAACGUCUAUGGUGAUAUUGGUAGAUGGAAAGAUUUGGCCAGACUGAAGGUUGCAACAAGAGAUACUGGAUUCAGGAAGUUACCAGGAUGUAGCUUGAUUGAGGUCAAUGAUGUUGUCUCAGAGUUUUAUUCGCUUGACGAGAGACACCCUGACAAAGAGCAGAUCUAUGAGUCCUUAAAGGGAUUGACCAUGCUCUCGAGGCUGUAUGGUAAUAUUCCAGAAGGGGAUACUGAUAUUGACUAG